This is a messenger RNA of Panicum virgatum (switchgrass), 1125 nucleotides long. RefSeq lists its product as uncharacterized. The record is from RefSeq and is a predicted model, not a curated record. Lineage: Eukaryota; Viridiplantae; Streptophyta; Magnoliopsida; Poales; Poaceae. Bases 76 to 654 code for a protein of 192 amino acids. The transcript is spliced from 2 exons.
CUCUGAACCACGGGUUGGUUGGGCAGGCAGCGCGGCAGCAGAGGAGCCGAGGAGGAGAGCGCGCGCGCAGUGGCCAUGGCGUCGCUGUCCCUCACCGGCGUGGCAGCAACCACGACUAGGCCAAACGGCGGCGGCGGGAGAGGGCGCCGUCUGAGGGUCGCCUCCAUGGCCACCCAGAAGGGUCCGAAGCCGACGCCCAAGACCGUCUCCGGCACGAGAAGAUCGGGCACGACGGUGUUCCCGCUGGGCGAGCCCGGGCCGCGGCCGGCGACGGUGAGCGGCAAGGCGCCGGUGAAGCUGCUGACGAACGUGGAGAGGCUGCGGCUGCUGACCAAGGCAGAGCGCGCGGGGCUGCUGUCGGCGGCGGAGCGCGCGGGGCUGUCGCUCUCGGCGGUGGAGCGGCUGGGCCUGCUGUCCAAGGCGGAGGAGCUGGGCGCGCUGUCGGCGGCUACGGACCCCGGCACGCCCGGCGCGCUGCUGGCGCUCGCGGCGCCGCUGCUCGCCGCGGGCCCCGCGGUGGUGUACCUCGUCCCCGAGGAGCACGCGUGGCAGGUUGCGCUGCAGGCCGUCGCCGCGCUCGUCUGCGUCGUCGGCGGCGCCGCCGCCGUGGCCGCGUCCACGUUCGUGUCCAGGCUGCAGAGCUCGUCCGGCUGAACGCAUCUGCGCUCGAAUCCGGCGCGCGAAGCCUCUGCACUAGCUGGUAGAGUGGUAGUAGCAGAUAAAUGGGAUCGAUGUGUCGCUGCGAGACGCAUACGAGUGCAGGUUGAAUAUCGAGCAGAAGAGGCGUCAACUCGGUUGAUCUAGAGGUGUUAUUACUAUCAAAUAUGUGAUGGCCAAUGUGAGCAGUUGAUUCAGUGAAGAAGCUCUUUACUUGGUGCUGCUCUGCUAUGCACGACAAUGUAUGGUAACAAUUAACAGGGAAGGUGUAAAGUAUGUGUAUGUGCAACGCUGCAAGCCUGCAAUGUACUCAUAAAAACCAUAGGUUACCAAGGGCACCUUUUUUUUUUUUUGAAGAGUACCAAGGGCACAUUUUGGUCCUAUAGCAUCGUGCUGUCUCAUUGUUUGGCCUUGCAUUGCCAAGACAGCGCUGUAGUGAGUUUGCUCAGUUCACCUUUGUAUCAACAA